Molecule: messenger RNA, 4894 nt
Organism: Gasterosteus aculeatus aculeatus (three-spined stickleback)
Lineage: Eukaryota; Metazoa; Chordata; Actinopteri; Perciformes; Gasterosteidae
Source: RefSeq, a predicted model, not a curated record
AUUUUAGUUACUACCUCUAAAACGAAAUUCAGAAUUUUAACCUUUGCUUUAUUCAGUGAACACUUGUUGUGUUGUCUUAAAUUUAAACACAGCCGCUAAGAAAAUCGGCCCUCUUUACGGUGCCAAGAUUAAAUCUUAAACAAUUAAUAAUCAAAAAGGAUGUAAUGAGUUGAAUCUUCUUUCCAGAAAUUCACGUAAAAGGUGCUUAUUGAAGACAUGACCUCGGUAUCCUCAAUGGUAAAUCCAUCCAUCCAAAAGAGAUUUUAUUUAUCUCAUUUAGAAAAGAUCAGGUUUUGUGACCUGCUGCCAUGGAUGUAUCCGAGCGACUCGUUGCCUGGCAACAACGCUGGGAGAACAAGCUAUUAGCACAGUUAUGAUUUCUUUCAAUGGUUUAGGCUCAAUUAACUUCCCGCUGCUGCUUCCAGACUCCAUAGUUACUGGUUGGUGGAAGAAUCGGCAACACUCCUCCUUCUGUUCGGCUUUUUCUACAUAGCUUCGCACAAGUAAGUUUCCCCGGCAGAAAACUUCAGUGGAUGCUGCAGGAGCCCGAGUAGAAAGUUGUUGAAAUGGUGGCCCCGGGAGAGGAGACGAGAGCCACGGCGGUACUCCUUCCUUCCGGUCCUACCCGGAGUCUGUUGUCUCAAGAGAACGGGACGUCAGACGGAGAGACGCUGGGCCAGCAGAAUUUGUUCAAGCAGGAUGGGAAUCCAGCUACGGACCAGGAAAGCAAGCAGCGCGCGUUCACUCAUGGCCUCCGUCGCCUGUGGCAUUUCUCCUGCGACAGCCCCGUGCGUUUCGUGACGUAUUCCGACGCCGACGGAGCUUUCAUUAGCCUCCAUUCAGACAACACGGCUUGCUUUUACAGAGCUGACGGCCACAAGCGAACUUCCCUCGCGCGCCUCCCUUUCACGGGCCUGACCGCCACAAAGGUCGACGGCUGCCUGGUGGGUUGGGGCCCGGGGCCCGUCUUCACACUUCUGGACCGCGACUUACGACCGCUGGACGCUGCUCCCGAUGCCCUGGACAUCCGCUUGUGUCAGGCUGCAGAGCACUGCACGGAGUUGGUGACUGCGGGCGCCGGGAACGUGUGCGUGUGGUCCGUGGUGCUCAUGAAGUGCAAGGUGAAGAUACGGGGGAAGCUGCGGCGCAGCACCUUCACUCAGUUGGCACUGGCAGCCCCCCGAUCAGGCAGGCCUCACAGGGCCUUUGUGGCGUGCGGGGCGGACGUGACGGUGGUCGACCUCAAUGCCGGGAAGGUUUCGGAGCACAGGAGGGAUCUCUGUUCGUGCAAUAUCACUGCCAUGGUGUACUGCUCUCAACUGGACUGCUUGAUCACUGCAACUCAGGAGCUCUCCAUUAAAGUAUGGGGUCCAGGUUGGGAACUUCGCGUUGCUUUUGUUGGACAUAAUGGUGUGGUGAGCUCUCUGUUCUACUGCUCUGCAUGGAGCAUGCUGUUCUCCGCCUCUGAGGAUUCCACGAUACGCAGCUGGGACGUGGCCGAGGGCCGCGGGGUCGAGUGUGUCCACACGGAGCAGAAGACCCCCGCGUUGUUCAUAGGUGGCACUAAAAAGGGAGAUGCGUUCUCCUCGUUCUCUCACAAGGCGGUGGAGCUCUGGACCAUCAGGGCCUUGUACACCCUCCACUGUGUUAUCAAACGGGAUGAACGAUCCCCACUGAGACAAAUCCUAGCUUCCCCUCUUCCUGCUCCUUUCCCCUCACGCGUCCUCUGUGUGAGCGGGGACGGUGACAUCACGCUGGUGGCCGCGGGAACGGGAGCGGUGUUGACUUCUUUCGAGGCGACGCAGAGGAUCACGUGCGCCGACUACUGCCUGCAAAGAGAGCUUCUUCUGGCUUUGACUGACACAGGUACGGUGCUCCUGGCCAACACACUCACCAAUCCAAUCGCUCUGAUGCACCAGUGGAAGGAGAGCGGCCAGGGGCCCUGGCAGCCGACGGACCACGUGAAAAAAGCCCAGAAUCCGCCUAUCCCUGGCCCGGCUUGCUGCCUCGUGCUCUACGGUUGUGUGGCUGAAACACAGAAAGCUUUUAAGGAGUGGAGGAGUCUGCGGGAUGGAAGGGGAUGCGGCCACACGAACAAAGCAGCGCUUGAUGAUGCCAAGAAUAAGUUUGUGAUCAUUCUGGGCCAAAGCGGAGGCUGCGUGAGUGUUCUGGACAUCGAUAACGGGGAAGUCUUGUGGAGGACGCAGGCACACAACGGUCAGAAAGUCACCAAAGUGCAGGUGUAUCCCGAGAACAACUGCCUCCUCUCCGCAGGCGAGGACAUGACAGUGGCGGUGUGGCAAGUAAACCUCCAAAUCCAGGACUGUCUCAGCCAACAGCUGAGCGUGCACUGUGGCCGUCCUCCCGUCUACCUGGCAGCGCUGGGGCGCCACUUGGCCUUGACCUCUCAAGAGCCCAACAGCGGCACCUACAACCUGAUGCACUUCAACUUACCCAAGCAGAGCCAGACCGGUGGCCGGCCCGGUGAAGGACACUCAGACCACUUCACAGGAUUGUGUGCGUGUACUGAUCUGGACGUGUUCGUCUCCAGCAGUCUGGAUGGAACACUGUGUAUCUGGAACGAGAGGAAUCACCUCAUCAGGACGCUGCAGCUGAAUGCGGUGCCCGAGUGUCUGGCCUACUCUGGGUUUCGAGGGGAACUGUACCUUGGCAUUAAAGGGGAUCUGUACCGGAUGGAUUGUGCAGAGUUCCUGCCACACUACUAUCAGCAAUUGCUACUUUACACUUAUUACGUCAAGCCUCCUCCUGACAUGCCUGUCAUGGAGACUAAAGACGAGUCCAGCAAAGGAAGGACUGCAAGCACAGACAAAGAUGAGGAAGAGCAAUUGCCGGCACUCGGCAGCAACGUGUUACUGACUCAUGAUGUGACAAGACAGAAGGAGUAUGUAAGCUCAGUGGCCCCGGCGAUGGACCUUGCUGCACUCCUACAAAGCUCAGUAAAAUGCCAAAAAGGGAAGCCCCCCAGCACAAAGGAAACCAAGAAAGAGGCUUUUGAUUGCUAUAUGAAGAUACUUUAUGGGUUACCCCACAAUUUUAAGAUUGAUUUGGAGGACAAGUCUGACCCAGAUGAAUUUGAGAUAGACUCAUUUCAUCCUGAACCAUAUAACGUUGAGCGUAACCUUCCCAACUUGGAUGUCCGCCCAAAACUAGAGAUUGUGAAGAAAAAGAAGGAGAAAAAGGCUCCAGUAGCAAUCUCCAAACUGAAGACCCAGAUUAAAGUAAAGCCGCUGCCGGUUUCGGCCAGGAAACCCGUCAUAGCCAGGAAACCCGUCAUUGUGGAGUGUGACGAGCCUCCGGUGAGAACCUCUUCAACUAAACAACCCAAACCCGAAACACCUCCUCCUCCUCGUCGCGAGACCCCUGCAGCACCGCGGGAGCCCGGUCCCGACAUGCCGACGUUCCUCAAGCAGUUUGCAGACAAAGGCUGGUUUAAAGAACUGUAUCCUGAUAAAAAGUCUGUCCCGAGCAGCCUUUCUCCAGACGACUUCUCCUUGCAGCUGCUGGGUUGUCUGGACACCCGCAGGACUCCGAUGGAGAUCCUCAGCGCACUGCAGGCUCUGCACAGCCAGGGACUCUUACACAACACAGACACAAUCUACAAACUCCUGAUGGACAUGGUGCCCAAAUUUGUGGGGCCACACAUGUCUGCUGUGGAACGGGCCGCGCUGGUUGAAAUCUUGAAGCUACUCGUGUGUCUCAAGUCCGUCAGCUACGAGUUCGUGAAGAUGCUUCUCACACUAUUAGCGUUUAAAAACCUCGGCCUUCGAGAAACCGUGGUGAGAAUGCUGCCUGGCUUAGCCGUCCACGAGGCGGAGCGGUGGCUGUGGCCUGAGCUGGAGAGCUGGGACUCGGGGCUGCAGGACCAGUCUGACCUCUGGACAAGCCUCAACGACAGAGUGGGCACUUGGCUGGAGUUCUGGAUUUCCAAACACAACGAACAUAGAAGGGAUCUCCACAUCAGGAGCCCGGAGAAGUGCGAGGGGUCAACCUUCCGCAUGGUGGAAGUGCUGAAUCAUUGCUGCUACGCCCAAAAGGAAGAGCACAGACGGGCUCAACACGACGCGCCCGCCGCUCGCAAAAACACUGUUCUUUUGCCCCAAUCCGACUGUAGUUCUCUACCGAUCAUUCGUCUUGGGGAGACUUACAGCAUGGCCCGGGCGGGGAGGCCCCCGGGUGAGACUCUGCCUCCGCUGAGAAACCGUCCCUUCCUCAUGCACUUUCCUCAUUUUAUCUCCUUGCCGUUAACUCGGAUCACUCUUCUUCCCUUUCACAUCUGCUCAGAGGAGCGGGCGAAGGCCUUGCUUCGCCGCUACUUCAUCCAACAGCAGUCGCACGUAGAGUAUUACAGAUGAUUCCUCUCGGUCUGCAUAUGACAUAUAUAUGGUUUUAGUAUUUUACAUAUAUUUUGAAAUGAAAAAACUCUGCUUUAUGAAUGAUUUAUUCGGUGACUGACACUAUGUAAAUACAUCCAUGUGUUAAAAAGGUGAUUAGACAUUUGUGUUUCCUUAUAAUUGAAGAUUUAUAACGUCUGGAACGAGGGGAAAAAAACAUAAUUCUGGAUAUUUUACAACAAUUACAGCAUGACAAAUAUGUAAAUUAGAAAAGCACAGAGAAAUAUUUAGUCAUAUUUUACUUCAAAUAAGUAAAAUAUGACUAAAUAUCUUGCAUUUUUGUUAUAUUCAUUUCCUUGAUUGAGAAACUGAGCACACAAACGGAAGCCAGUGUUACAACUUGUUACAUGUAUUAUCUACAUAUAUACUAAAUAUGAAUUAAGUGACAGCUGUAAUACCAUCUAUUCCGUUGAAGUGAUCAUAAAGCAAUUUUGAGUACAAAAUCAUUUAUAUGUGAGCUUUAAUAAAGUAGUUUCAAAGCA